Molecule: messenger RNA, 3197 nt
Organism: Eurytemora carolleeae
Lineage: Eukaryota; Metazoa; Arthropoda; Copepoda; Calanoida; Temoridae
Product: putative GPI-anchored protein pfl2
Exons: 5
Coding region: 207-2957 (916 amino acids)
Source: RefSeq, a predicted model, not a curated record
CAGCUGAUCUACACAAAGCCGCAGGGCACAGACAACAUUAGUGAUUCCUAUCGCGUAAAGCGUAAAGCGUACCUUUAAAUCCUUAAUACUAGUGAUCUAUACUCAAGUUUCAAUCGGGAGAAAAACUAAGAAUCAUGAUCUUCAAAUAUUCAUGAUAUUGUCAUGUUUAGUUUUUCGCAGUAAGUGCAGUAUCGUUAGCUUGAAAAAUGUACUCGCUUCGAGAAACUCUGGAAAUGGUGAAAAAGCUUGAUGCGGAGAAAAAAGGGAAAACACAGAAUAUAUCCAACAGUUCUACUGCUACAGGGGCCUUGUCUACAUGUUCCCAAUCUGCAUCAUCAUCAGCUCCAGCAACAUCCUUGUCGACAUGUUCCCAAUCUGCAUCAUCAUCAGCUCCAACAACAUCCUUGUCGACAUGUUCCCAAUCUGCAUCAUCAUCAGCUUCAGCAACAUCCUUUUCAAAUACACCCACACUAACUUUAGUUUCAAAACAAAUUAUGACUUUCACCACUUCAAAAAUGAUUGCAUCAGCAGCCUCAUCAGUAGAAUCAUCAGCAACAUCACCAGCAACUUCAUUAGCAACAUCACCAGCAAAUUCAUCAGCAACAUCACCAGCAGCAACUUCAUCAGCAACAUCACCAGCAACAUCAUUAGCAACAUCACCAGCAACUUCAUUAGCAACAUCACCAGCAAAUUCAUCAGCAACAUCACCAGCAACUUCAUCAGCAACAUCACCAGCAACUUCAUUAGCAACAUCACCAGCAACUUCAUUAGCAACAUCACCAGCAAAUUCAUCAGCAACAUCAUUAGCAACAUCAUCAGCAACUCUCACUUCUAACUCACGGUUAAAUGAUUUUCCGGUUAUCCCGGAGAACACGCAUUUAUGUACACCUAGAGACCUAGACACAGAUGAACCAACUUCAACUUCAAGUAGUUUACAGUCAAAUUUAGAUGUAAAUUUUCUAAAAAGUUUUGUUCAUAUUGCUCUGAUGACUGAUGAUAGUGACAAGGACAGUAGUGAUAUGGAGGUUGGCAGUGAUAACAAGGUUUCUAAUGUCUCCAGAGGAACAGUAGAGGUUGAUUCAAUCCCAGAGUUUAUUUCCCAAGAACCUAUCAUUGAAAAUGAAACAUUGAACAUUAAAAACAGAUCCAAAUUAAAUAUAGGAUGUGUUGGUAUAACAAAUAGAGACAGUCACAAGAUUGUGGAUUUACAGAAACAAAGUUCUCUACACCAACUCACCACAGAUGUCCCAGACACAACAAAAUCAUUAGACCAGAGAAAUCAACCUUUCUCCUAUUUUGAUGAUACCAACCAAACUAAGAUAAUUAAAGAGGAAGAUGAUGAGAUACAGGAGCUACAGGUUCUUCCUGUUAUCACCAAUUCAUUCUCAUUACACAAUGGGGAUACAGAGUUCGAAAUUGAAAUCGAUAAUGCUGAAGAGAGUUCAAAUGACAGUCAUCCUUCUAUAAGUCAAGUAAAUAUUCGAACUGAUCUCAAAAUUUUACUUCAACCAUUAGAUUUAAAAAUAUUGAAAUAUUUUCAAUCAAAAGAUAAAAAUAAUACAAAGAUUGGAGAUCCAAAAUGUACUGCAACAUCUCUACCCAACCAAUCUAAAAGUCAUAAAUGUGAUCCCAAAAGUUUGAAUUCUGUGAGAAAGUCUAAACCUGAUGCUGCUCCAAACCUCAUCCCUAAGGUUAACCCUAAGCUUAAAAAAAGAAAGCUAGCGAGUAAAUCUAAACCUGAAUCUGAAACAUCGAAACAAUCUGUUCCCAAAACUAAGUUCAACUCUAUAAAUACUAAUCAAUGCAUACAUUGUAAACUCUCAACAGAAUCCAAACUGGCUCUUCACCAUCAUCUCAUGACGCAUAAGAAUAUUUCAUGCAAUAUCUGCUCCCAGGACGGUUUCAACAUUAUCACGAUGAGUUCUCAUAUCUGGAGUAAACAUGAACUGUACUAUUGCUAUUACUGUGAUAUUACUAUGCCUGAUCGCCAGCUAAUGAAGGAACAUUGUAUUUCUGAGCAUUCUGUAGAACGUCGUGUUUGCCAUGACUGUCCACAGCUUCUUACGAGGUUUUCUAUUAGGAAGCACAAGAAAGCCCAUGAAGAUGAAAGAAGGAUGAUAGAACUGAAUAAAACCCCGACUGAAUCUAAUAAACAGGAUCUAAAGAAAUCCCCAGAAAACCCUGUACGGCUAAAGAUCUGCAAGUUCUGUGAUGAAAAACAUAAUCCUGACACCUCUAAGAAGCUGCAUCUAGAAUCCUGUUCUGUCAAGAUGUUCUAUGAUGAAUCUAUCUUUACCUGCGCCAAAUAUAAAUGGCAAAGGUUUGACAUCUUCCCCAAAAAGUUAAAAUUGGAAUUUCAUGGAUUUGAUGACAGCGAUUUGGUUGGAGUAAAAAAUCCCUAUGAUUUUUACUUUGCCAAUGGGAAGAGUGCAUUUAAAAAACUUGAAAGUAAAAAAGAGAAAUUUAUCCUUGGUUACAAUCCAUUCCCGGCCCAACCUAGGAUAAAGAGUUGGCAGAGCUUUGCACAGAUGUCAGACUCUCAAACCUUCAAGAUAAGUAUUCACAAGAAAUCCAAAGGACUGGGUGUAUAUGGAGAAGAUAAAAACCUUUCUGGGUUCUCCUGUUCCUUCAAAUGCCCUGGUAAGAGUAAAAUGUGUUUAAAGGAGAUGGAGGAGCAUUUGAGAUCAGUUCAUAAUACAGCUCCGCGAUUCUACUGUAAGCUAUGCCAGGAUAAGAACGGGUUGGAAUCCUACUUCAAGUUUAACAACCAUCUUCUACAAACCCACGGAGGUUUCUGUGAAUCUCACAAUGUUAGGUUCAGCACUGUUACUGAGUUCCAUGAACACAUGAAGAAGAAUCAUCUUAUAUUCCUGGAAUUAUGUUACGAGUGUGAGAAACUUUGUUGGAGUGAAGAGGAGUUCAAAAAUCAUGAGAUGGUUUUUCAUUUCAAGAUAUAAACUUCAAUAUAAUUUUAAUAAUAGAAGGAAUAUUUUAGAAUCUCAAAAUCUACCGGAUGAUAUUUAUUUGAAUUCAGAAUAGUCUAAAGAUAUACUUUUCAGUUUGAAAAUCACUAAAUUUAUUGGAUUUACUUUAAUAGGAAAAACAUUAUCUCUUUUCCUCACUGAACAUAAGCUGUACAUUUAUUCGAUCUUCAUAUAUGUGUUUGUAUUAUUUAUAAAAAAUCUUUUUUGUGUAAA